AAACUUUGCAUCGAUAUAAUCACUAUAAAAAAAAAAUUCAAUAGGUAAAAAAAGACCGAAGAAACAAAAAAGUCUCCGGCGAAACCAAAAGAUUUCAAAUUCUUUCAAACUGAAUCGUCAUGUUAGCCGCGAAGCGAUUGAUUCAGAAAGCUGUGCAACACCAUCAGCGUAAAGUGCAACAUGGUGAUUUGACAACGGAAGACUUGGAUCCGCGGGUUGCUGUUCACUAUGGUGUUCCAUCUACGGCUUCGGUUCUUGCUUUCGACCCCAUUCAGCGCCUUUUGGCCAUUGGGACUCUGGAUGGGAGAAUUAAAGUUAUUGGUGGAGAUGGGAUUGAAGGACUUCUGAUAUCCCCAAAGCAAUUGCCUUACAAACACAUAGAGUUUCUACAAAACAAGGCAUGUAUAGUCAGCAUUUCAAAUGACAAUGAUAUUCAGGUUUGGGAUCUUGCGAGCAGGAGUAUAGCUGAUUCUUUACAGUGGGCAUCCAAUAUAACUGCUUUUUCUGUGAUCAGUGGUUCCCACUUCAUGUAUGUUGGUGAUGAGCAUGGUUUGAUGUCUGUGAUAAAGUUUGAGGCUGAAGAUGGAAAAAUUUUCCAGUUGCAAUAUCAUAUUUCUGCAGGUUCUAUAAGUGAAGCCACUGGGUUCCCCCUUCCUAAUGACCAACCUAUCAUUGGAGUUCUUCCUCAACCGUGUUCUUCUGGGAAUAGAGUAUUGCUUGCAUAUCAGAAUGGAUUGAUUAUUCUUUGGGAUAUUUCUGAAGGUCAAAUUCUCUUUGUUGGAGGUGGUAAGGAUCUCCAAUUGAAGGAUGGAGUUGUUGAUUCUUCAAGUGAAGUGGAUGCUAAUCUUCCCGAUGCUACAUUGGAACAUCAUCUUGAAGAGAAAGAGAUAAGUGCUCUUUGUUGGGCAUCUUCCAAUGGGUCCAUUCUGGCUGUGGGAUACAUUGAUGGAGAUAUUUUGUUUUGGAACACAUCGUGUGCUGCAUCUAGUAAAAGUCAACAAGCUUCAUCAUCUAACAAUAUUAUUAAGCUACAAUUAUCAUCUGCAGAAAGGAGACUCCCUGUCAUUGUCUUACAGUGGUCCAAAAACCAAAAAUCCCGUAAUGAUUGUGAUGGCCAACUUUUUAUCUAUGGUGGUGAUGAAAUAGGAUCUGAAGAAGUUUUGACGGUUGUAUCUCUUGAAUGGUCAACGGGGACAUUAAGAUGUGUUGGUCGUGCAGAGCUUACACUUAGUGGCUCUUUCGCAGACAUGAUUUUAUUACCAAAUGCUGGGGUGAUGGGGGGUAACCAAAAAGCUGAUCUCUUUGUGUUGACAAACCCUGGGCAAUUACAUUUCUAUGAUGAUGCUAGCCUAUCUGCCUUAAUAUCUCAGCGUGAGAGAAGACCAUCCAUCUCUGCGAUGGAGUUUCCUGCAGUGGUACCAUCAUCUAAUCCUUCCAUGACUGUGGCAAAGCUCAGUAAGAUACCCACUGGGGGGGACUCAUCAAAGGCUCUGUUAGAGGUGGCCUCAGUUAUGAAACUUGCCUCAACAGUGACUGCAGUUAGUGCUGCCAAGUGGCCCUUGACUGGAGGUUUACCCAGCGAAUUGUCUAUUACUAAAAAUGAUGGGGUUGGGAGAAUUUACUUAGGAGGUUAUUCUGAUGGGUCAAUUCGGAUAUGGGAUGCCACGUAUCCUGUCUUAUCUUUAAUCUGUCUUUUAGAAGGCGAGGUACAAGGUUUGAAAGUGGCUGGUUCAAGUGCUCCAGUAACAAAGUUGGACUUCUGCUCCAUCAGUUUAAGGUUGGCUGUUGGCAACGGAUGUGGUCUGGUUCGUCUCUAUGACCUCAAAGGCUGUUCAGAUGGGACACAUUUCCACUUUGUCACAGAAACUAAAAAUGAAGUUUACAUUUUGCCUCAAGGAAAAGGACCUCAAUGUAGAGCUGUUUUUUGCCUUCUUAAUUCCCCGGUACAAGCACUACAGUUUGCAAAUUGUGGAGCUAAACUUGCUGUGGGAUUUGAAUCUGGUCGUGUUGCAGUGCUCAACACAAGUUCAUCGUCAGUUUUGUUCUGGAUAGAUGGUGUGUCUUGCUCUAGCUUUCCAAUAAUUUCAAUUACUUGGAAAGAACUUACAUAUACUCAUAGCCUUGUCAAAAGCCCUAAGCACUCUGAAACAAAAGUCCCAGCCUACUCUGCAGAGGAAGUAAUAUUUGUAUUAACCAAGGAUGCAAAGAUUAAUUUGUUUGAAGGUGGUACUGGUAAAAUUAUAAGCACUCAGCCAUGGCACUUGAAAAAGCCAUCAGUUGCAAUUUCAAUGUAUGUUAUAGCUGUCAGUAUCUCUGUCUCUGAAUCAUCCAGUGAGAUGCAGCUGGAGUCCCAUGAGGAUAGUGCUACCAAGAACGAACCUAUGCCCAAUAGUACUACAGUUAGCAUAAAUUCACAUGAAGGUGAACAACAGCCCUCUUCAGAAACUGCAUGUUCUGAGGAAAGAUUGUUGGAUUCAAUUCUUUUGCUUUGUUGUGAGAAUUCAUUGCACUUGUACUCUACGAAAUCUGUGAUUCAGGGAAACAAUAAAUCCAUUCGUAAAGUGAAACAUGCAAAACCUUGCUGUUGGACAGCAACUUUAAAGAAAGAUGAAAAAGUUUGUGGACUGGUCUUGCUGUUUCAGACAGGUGUAAUUGAAAUCAGAUCCUUGCCAGAUUUAGAAUUGGUGAAAGAAAGCUCCUUAAUGUCAAUUUUGAGGUGGAAUUUUAAGGCAAACAUGGACAAGACGAUGAGCUCUUCUGAUAAUGGGCAGAUUGCACUGGCAAGUGGGUGUGAAUUGGCGUUCAUCUCUUUAUUAGCUGGUGAAAAUGAUUUCAGGAUUCCAGAAACUUUGCCUUGUCUCCAUGAUGAAGUUCUUGCAGCUGCUGCAGAUGCUGCCCUUAGUUUCUCUUUAAAUCCGAAGAAUAAGCAGGGUACUGAACCUGGCAUUCUAGGUGGUAUCAUCAAAGGUUUUAAAGGGAGAAAAGUUCCCCAUACUGAGGAUUUUAUUCCAAAUCCUAAAGUAAAUUUUUCUCAUUUAGAGGGCAUAUUUUUGAAGUCCCCAUUCUCAGACUCGUCUCCAGCUGUUACAGCUAAUCAGGAAGCUGAGGAGCUUAAUAUAGAUGACAUCGAGAUAGAUGAGCCUCUACCAGCGGCGUCUUCUUCAUCUCAUGAUUUUCAAAAUAUAAAGACAGUGAAGGGGACAGAGAGGGAAAGAUUAUUUCAAGGGGGGACUGAUGAUACCAAACCCAGACUUAGAACACCUGAAGAAAUCAUGGCUACAUAUAGAAAAGCUGGGGACGCUUCUUCGGUGGCUGCACAUGCUAGAGACAAGCUUGCACAGAGGCAGGAAAAAUUGGAGAAAAUUAGCAGGCGCACUGAAGAGCUGCAAAGUGGAGCUGAAGACUUUGCAUCAUUGGCAAAUGAGCUUGUCAAGACCCUGGAGGCACGAAAAAAAUGGUGGCAUAUAUGAAAAGAAAGUCCGGCUUAUCUGUGUGCUUUAAUAUUUUAGAGGCAAGGGGAUUACCACUAUACCAGAAAUAUUCUCAGAAACCUGCAAUCGGCUUUCAAUAAAGAAUGUGAUUUGUAGCCUUUAAUCAAGCUGACAAGCAAAAGUCCAUGCCGUAUAUGGUGUAUCUGAGUUUUCAAAAGCCCUUCAUGUAAAUUGUGUAACUACGGCAUAAAUAUCAUUUUUGGAGAGAGUAAAACAAGACAGAUUUUUAUUGUUUUAUUCAUUGUACAAGAUUGAGAAAAAUGACAAGUGAUUGUCUAAUUAUUGUACAGGAUUGAGAAAAAAUGAAGGUAAAUUAUCUAA
Molecule: messenger RNA, 3812 nt
Organism: Quercus robur (English oak)
Lineage: Eukaryota; Viridiplantae; Streptophyta; Magnoliopsida; Fagales; Fagaceae
Exons: 24
Coding region: 120-3470 (1116 amino acids)
Biological process (GO): regulation of exocytosis
Cellular component (GO): cytoplasm; plasma membrane
Molecular function (GO): myosin II binding; GTPase activator activity; syntaxin binding
Source: RefSeq, a predicted model, not a curated record